GGUGACACCACACCAUGACAAACCUGUAUCCCGGCGCGGCGCUGAUCGCGACGGGCCUUGCGGCACACGGAUACCGCAAAGGCGCGCUGUCGGCGUCCGGCGCCACCGCCGCCUGGGUGGCGGGGUACGCGCACCUCGCGAACCCGCUCAAGCUGUUCGGGGUGACCAUGAUCGUGUUCUACCUGGCCGGCAGCCGCGCAACGAAAGCCAAAGCGGCGAUCAAAGCGACACUUGAAGACGGGCCGGACGGCACGUCCGGCAACCGCACAUGGGUGCAGGUACUGAGCAACUCGCUCCCCGGCGUGCUCGUCGCGCUGUCCUACCGCCUAACUUACGACACAUACCCGCCCGCACCGCCCAACCUCCCCCCGACGCUCCUCGCCGGCCUCCCGCGCCGCCUCAUCUUCGCGCUGGUGGGGCACUACGCCACAUGUCUCGCGGACACGCUCGCGUCCGAGCUCGGCAUCCUCGCGGGCCGCCCGACGCACAUCGUCACCCGCCGCCCCGUGCCGGCCGGCACGAACGGGGGCGUGACGGCGCGCGGGCUGGCGUGGUCCCUCGUCGGCGGGCUGGUUAUGGGCCUCACGGUCGCGGCCGGCGUCGUGGUCGAAGAUCCGAGCGCGUACUUCGCCCCGAGCAAAGACGGGGUGCGCGCCGCCGCGCUGUGGGUCGCGCUCAGCGGGUGGCGCGGGCCUGUGGGGCUCGUCGUUUUCGGCGCGAUCGCGGGGGUCGCAGGGUCUCUUCUCGACUCGAUCCUUGGUGGUACCCUGCAACGUACGCUGUACUCUACGGCUGAUGGGCGCGUGCUGACGGACCACUCGGACCCGGCGCGCGCGCGCGCCCCCGGCGUCGUCACGAUCGGGCCGGGUAUAGACGUCCUCUCUAACUCGGCCGUCAACGCCAUCUGCGGCGCCGUCAUGGCCGCCUUCGGAUGGUGGGUCGCGGGCUGGUAA
This is a messenger RNA of Cutaneotrichosporon oleaginosum, 953 nucleotides long. RefSeq lists its product as uncharacterized. NCBI's taxonomy places the organism in Eukaryota, Fungi, Basidiomycota, Tremellomycetes, Trichosporonales, Trichosporonaceae. Gene Ontology annotation, cellular component: membrane. The record is from RefSeq and is a predicted model, not a curated record.